Molecule: messenger RNA, 1808 nt
Organism: Saprolegnia parasitica CBS 223.65
Lineage: Eukaryota; Oomycota; Saprolegniomycetes; Saprolegniales; Saprolegniaceae
Exons: 8
Coding region: 178-1776 (532 amino acids)
Biological process (GO): RNA 3'-end processing
Cellular component (GO): nucleolus; TRAMP complex
Molecular function (GO): mRNA binding; poly(A) RNA polymerase activity
Source: RefSeq, a predicted model, not a curated record
AGUAUCCGGUUGAAUCCGUUGUGAGCAGCGGAGCACAAAAGCUUGCAGCCGCCGAAGGACGGAAUCGAUCACGCGACGAGCCUGCGCCGACCCCUGCACCGCCCGAGCAUCCCACGGACGCGCGCUUGACCUCAUCGACCUCACCAUCUGCGCCUCAUUCGAACCGCGCCUAUAGUUAUGGUGGCCACGCUGCAAUGCAAGCCCCACACGGCCGACCCGACGUUGGGUCGACAGGACAACAACAGCAACAACGCCAAGGACGGAACUCGCCGGCGUGGCAUCGACGGCAGUGCGCGCGACGUGGCGCAGAAGCUAUCGAGCCCGAUGGCGCCGAGCCCGCGCUUGGUGUACCGACGCAAGCUCGCCAACGAGACAUGUAAUACCAAGACAAAGCACGAGCGUGGAGGCUCUCAGCAACCGUGCCAUGCUCCAUCAAGUCCAUUGGCCGAGCCAAGCCCACCGCCCGGCGCUGUCUCUUUGUCCAUGCAACAACGUCCACGCCCCUCGCCCGUCGAUACAUCAACGACCCACCGCGAUAAGAAGGGACCACCGAAAAGCUCGCGCAAGUCGAGCGCCAAGCCGCCGGCCGACGAGCUGUCGACAAACGAAUCGAAGAAGGAUAUUCCGCACACCGUCCAGCCCACUCGUGCGCCACAACCCGAGAAAGUACGGUCACCGUGCGCGUCGCGGAAGAAGAAGCCGACCGGCCAUGCCCGGGGCGACAACAAUACGCCAAUAACACCUCCACGGGCGUCUCGCGAUCGCACAGGCAGCUCGUUUGCGUCCGUGGAGCCAGAGCCCCCGUACUCUGCCCACUCGACCAUCAUGUGGGCCUCGGACGAGAUUGAAGCGUUUGUCGCUACCGUCGACGACGAAAUGGCAGCGAUGGGCCAAGCCUACUGCAAGGCGCUGCAGUACUUGAAUCGGUUGGUUGUCACGCGCUGGGCCCACGCGUUCAUUGAUGUGUACGGGUCCAUUUGCACGCAGCUCGCGCUUCCAGGCAGCGACCUCGACUGCGUCAUCGUCGUGCCCGAAGCCAAGCACGGCCUGUCGCCGAUUGCGAUGCUCCGUGAGGUCCACGCGAUCGUGGUCGACCAGGCAUGCGUUGCUGACGUCGAGCUCGUCGAAGCCGCGAGCAUCCCUGUGCUCAAGUUCGUCUACCGGCUCGGCGACGUCGCGGUGCCCAUGGACAUUAGCGUCGCGCAUUCGGCGGGUCACUCGGGACUGGCGUCGCGGGACCUCGUGAAAAAGUUCUCCGAGUACAUGCCCGCGCUUCGGCCACUGGCGCUUGUGCUCAAGGCACACCUCAAGGCCAACGGCCUGGGCUGCGCGUUCUCAGGCGGUCUCUCGUCGUACGCGCUCGUCGUGCUCAUCAUUCGAUUCCUCCAAUGUUUCGGCGACGUGCACGUGUGCCAUACGGAGCCACCCACGCCUGAGCUGGCGCGACAACCCAACACCCUCUACACGUUCUUCCGCCAUGAUGCGGUCGUCUGGCAAGGCAAUAUCGGCAUGCUUCUGCUCAUGUUUCUCGAGCAGCACAUGAGCUUUGAGUUUGCCGCGUAUGGCGUGAGCAUUGCCAACGGCGGCGAGUACUUUGCCCUCGACGACGUGGCCAGCGAUGCGAGCUUCGCGGUCCACGCACACAUUGUGGACCCGCUCUCGACCCGCCGCGUGCUCGGCAACUCGUUCCGUAUCCACGAGAUUGUGCGUGCGUGGCGCCACUUGCACGGCCAGAUUCUGGUGCGCGCGCCGCUUGUAGACGUGUUGUCGUCGUAGCCCCUUUUUUCUUUUUUUCCCUGCAUAGCCCU